Molecule: messenger RNA, 1047 nt
Organism: Phacochoerus africanus (Common warthog)
Lineage: Eukaryota; Metazoa; Chordata; Mammalia; Artiodactyla; Suidae
Product: olfactory receptor 10A2
Exons: 1
Coding region: 29-997 (322 amino acids)
Biological process (GO): G protein-coupled receptor signaling pathway
Cellular component (GO): membrane
Molecular function (GO): olfactory receptor activity; G protein-coupled receptor activity
Source: RefSeq, a predicted model, not a curated record
GCUGGGGAUUCCUUCCCGUACCGUUUCUAUGGCUGAAGGCAACUGGACAAGAGUUGGUGCAUUUAUCCUCACGAGUUUCUCUUCCCUCCCUCCUGGAGUACAGUCCUUUCUCUUCCUGACAUUUCUGUCCGUCUACCUGGUCACCCUGAUGGGGAACGGCCUCAUCAUCCUGGUUACCUGGGCUGACCCCAUGCUGCACAGCCCCAUGUACUUCUUCCUCCGGAACUUGUCCUUCUUGGAGAUUGGCUUCAACCUGGCCAUUGUGCCCAAGAUGCUGGGGACCCUGAUGGCCCAGGACACAGCCAUCUCCUUUCUUGGCUGUGCCGCUCAGAUGUAUUUCUUCUUCUUCUUUGGGGUUUCGGAAUGCUUCCUCCUGGCCACCAUGGCCUAUGACCGCUAUGUAGCCAUCUGCCAUCCCUUGCGCUACCCGGUCAUCAUGAACCCAAGGACCCGGGCCAAACUGGCUGUUGCCUCCUGGUUGCCAGGCGUUCCUGUAGCUACGGUGCAGACCACGUGGCUCUUCAGCUUUCCAUUCUGUGGCACCAACAAGGUGAACCACUUCUUCUGUGACAGCCCACCGGUGCUCAGGCUGGUCUGUGCGGACACAGCAUUCUUUGAGAUCUAUGCAAUCGUUGGAACCGUUCUCGUUGUCAUGAUACCCUGCCUGCUGAUCCUGUGCUCCUACACUUGCAUUGCCGCUGCCAUCGUCAAGAUUCCGUCGGCCAAAGGGAGGCACAAAGCCUUCUCUACCUGCUCCUCCCAUCUUCUUGUUGUCUCCCUUUUCUAUGUAUCUUCAAGCCUCACCUACUUCCGGCCCAAGUCCACUAAUUCCCCUGAAAGCAAGAAGGUGCUGUCCCUGUCCUACACUGUUGUGACUCCCAUGUUGAACCCCAUCAUCUACAGCCUGAGAAAUAAUGAGGUCAAGAAUGCUCUUGGCCGGACCUUCCGCAAGGCCCUAGACCUUAAGAAGCUGCAUCCCAUAGACAUUAAGAAAUAAGACCAAAGUUUAUUAAAUGAAGGACAGUCUGUUUCAUAUUUGGGACUCCU